UCCUUCGCCGGACUGAGUGCCAGUGAGUGCGGUGGUCUCCUUCGGCGCCGCAGCACACUACUGGCACUCCCCACGGACUCAGAAGGCAUCGAGAGCAGCCACAAUGAGGGUUCUGAUCGCCGUCGCAGUCUGCGUUUGCCUCCUCUUGCUCCUCCAGGAGAGCGCGGGGCGUGGCGAGGACGAUGCCGACGGGGCGGGACCGUCCCUCGGCCAGAGAGCAAACAGCCCAGCGAAGAGGAACAAGCAAGGCAAGGAGGAAGGAAGCAAGGCAAGCGGAAACACAGAGAGGAAACGGCAAGAGAGCCCGGCGAAGGGGAACAAGCAAGGCAAGGAGGAAGGAAGCAAGGCAAGCGGAAACACAGAGAGGAAACAGCAAGAGAGCCCAGCGAAGAGGGACAGGCAAGGCAAGGAGGAAGGAAGCAAGGCAAGCGGAAACAAAGGGAGGAAACGGCAAGAGAGCCCAGCGAAGGGGAACAAGCAAGGCAAGGAGGAAGGAAGCAAGGCAAGUGGAAACACAGAGAGGAAACGGCAAGAGAACCCAGCGAAGAGGAACAGGCAAGGCAAGGAGGAAGGAAGCAAAGCAGAGGGGAAACGGCAAGGGAAACGCAGACACGGAGUCAAAAAAGAAGACAAAGACAGUGCGAAGAAAUUAAGUCCCAAGAGUAAUCAAUCAAAGGAAGUAAAGAAAGCAAAUAAAAAGGAACAAGAAAAGAAAAAGAACAAAGGUUCCAAAAGGAAACCAACAAAAGACGAAAAGGAGAAAAAGCAAUCCCGAGGAAGAAAUAGCAAAGACAAUCCGAAAGCGAACAAAGAACAAAAAAAGAAAGUCAAACCAAUGAAGGGAAAGAAAGGAAAUGACAAGCAAAAUGAAAAAGACGACAAAAGAAAAUGCAGAAAAACUACCUCGAAAUGCUCCAGGAAGGGGGGAGAGUGCGUCGCGGACGGUACCUGCAACGCCGGACAGAUCGACGACGCCUGCAAGGGGACCUCCUGCGUGUGCUGCCUAAACGGCUGUGCACCGAAGCGAACGUGCACCAAACUGAAUGGAAAAUGCAGAUCCAAGUGUAAAUCCAAAGAGAAAAAACUGAAAGGUGGUUGCGAAGGGGACGGGUGCGUCUGCUGCUACAAACGCUGCAAGAAGAAGGAAAAGAAAUGCGACGGUUUUUGCGUAAAGACCCAAAAGGAAUGCAAGGGCGGCCUUUACAGCGAAGGUGCCUGCAGUCGUGGGUGUUCUUGCUGUACGCCCGUGUGCAAGCUAAAACGCAAAUGCAAAGAUGGCUACUGUGUUCUAAAGAAGGCGGACUGCGCAGGCACCAUCGUGUCCAACGCCUGUAAAUUGAAGCCCAAGGGAAAGUGCUUCUGCUGCGUUGAAACUACGACCACGUCCACAACCACUACCACAACUAGGACCACCACGACCACCACACCCCCUGGAACAACUACGACCACCACACCCCCUGGAACAACUACUACCAGUACGGCCGCUCCAACCACUACAACAGGAAUUACCACCACUACAGUCCCAGGAAAUACUACGACUCAAGUACCGGGAAAUACUACGACUCAAGUACCAGGAAAUACUACGACUCAGGUACCAGGAAAUACUACCACUCAAGUACCAGGAAAUACCACCACCCAAGUACCGGGGAAUACCACCACACAAGUACCAGGAAAUACCACUACCCAAGUACCAGGAAAUACCACCACACAAGUACCGGGAAAUACCACUACCCAAGUACCAGGAAAUACCACCACACAAGUACCAGGAAAUACCACCACCACACAAGCACCGGGAAAUACAACUACCGGAAAUACAAGCGCCGUUUCUAAUUUGGCUGGAAGAGUCAAAACUCUCACUGACCUCCAGGCAAGUCUCGUCAAUGUGUCGAGCGAGAUCCAAGCGUCGACACUUGUUGUCAACAACAUCAGCUCAUCAGUCAAUGGCAGGAGACACCGGAGGAGCGUCAUCUUCCUUGACGAUUUCAAAUCGCUGCUGGACGAAGUCGAAGCAGCCACGGACAGCAACGACACUGCGAAACUGACUGGCCUCGCGCAGAGAUUGAAUUCCCAGAGAAAUUACCUGGAGAAGCUCGCCGUUGACGUGAAGAGUAACAACACCCUGGCCACUGAAGUAAGGGGCAGGAUUCCGACUGUGAUCGAGAAGAUCCAAAACACAACAGCCAAGAUAAGGAAAAAGGACGAGGAGAUAAAGGUCGAGGUUGACCAGCUCCAGCAACAGAUUGCGCAGCUGGGAGGAACUACGGUCGCCUUCUCAACAGCCAACAUUCCGGUUGUGACAACAGCUACGACCACGUCCACAACCACUACCACAACUAGGACCACCACGACCACAACACCCCUGGAACAACUACGACCACCACACCCCUGGAACAACUACGACCACCACACCCCCUGGAACAACUACUAGUACGACCGCUCAAACCACUACAGUCCCAAGAAAUACUACGACUCAAGUACCAGGAAAUACCACCACACAAGUAC
Messenger RNA from Penaeus vannamei (Pacific white shrimp), 2502 nucleotides. NCBI's taxonomy places the organism in Eukaryota, Metazoa, Arthropoda, Malacostraca, Decapoda, Penaeidae. The record is from RefSeq and is a predicted model, not a curated record.